AUGGCGGCUCCACUCCCUGUGACCGCUCCAGGAAAUAGCAAAGCCUCAGAAGAGCGUGGGUGCAAAAGGAUCACUGCAGCUAUGGAGACGAGCCGCUGCGGCGCCUCAAAGGUCGCUCCCCCAGCUGAAAGAAAUGCCCCCGAGAGUGGCUGA
Messenger RNA from Podarcis lilfordi (Lilford's wall lizard), 153 nucleotides. The record is from the annotation of a GenBank genome assembly. NCBI's taxonomy places the organism in Eukaryota, Metazoa, Chordata, Lepidosauria, Squamata, Lacertidae.